UCCUCCUUCGUGUACAGUGGCGGCGACCUUCCCACGCCAUACAUAUGUAUAUACGUACGUAUCUCUCUCCUCCGUCCGGCAACCACACGGCUUGACGGCGACCGGAAAUUAAACUCGCGCGCGCGCGAAAAGCGAAAACGGGCGUGUAUCGCGCGCGAGGAUCUGCCGCGAGGGUAUCGAGAGGCGCGCCCGUUCGUCUCGUUCCGUCGGCGAGACGGCUCUGAGUGAAGUGCGUCGCGUUCGUCGUUCCGGCGCGGGUGUCGCAUCACGUCGCACAGCUUCGUGCCGCAUCGCCUCGCGUAGAGUUCAGUUCGGUUCGGUUCGGAUCGGGCUGCCGAAGUGCAGCGGUCAGGCAUCGGCGGGCGUCCCAGUAGUGCGCUCAGGUAAACGAGAAAGAUCGGUAGAGCCGCUCGUAUUUGCGUCGGAUAGUGCGGCCUAACCUCGUUGCGUCGGUCGAGAAACGUAGAAACGGCAAGUGCGAGUGGAGGCGGCAGUAACGUUCCGUGCCGCGAAGUUCGCCGCGAAGUUGUGCGCGGUGAAGUUAGUCGUUCGGGUCGCGACAGUAGUGCGCGCGAAAGUGAGACACGAGUCGAGCGAGUGCGAACAGUGAAUUCCGGGCGUCUCGCGAUCGAGAAGAGGAGCGUCGCCGUCCCGUCGGCAGAAACUCGCAUCGUGGGCCGACGGCGGCGAACAAGCGACGAUCGCCACCCGCCCGCCGGCGAGGGAUCGCGCGGGAGGAACAUCGUUAUCACCGGGCUGAAGUCGAAGACCGGCGUAGAAGCUACGCGAUAAGACCGGGAGGACGACGGUGGCCGUCGGCUGCGUGGCCGCAAUAAUGCCGCACGUGAGCAGCAGCGGCGGCGGCGAUGAUCUCGGCAGCGAGGACGAGGUCAAGGUUUUUAAGCACGAGGGCGAGGAGGAGAAGAUAUCUUCGGAGAACCUCACCGAGGACAAGAGCGACCUUAUUGAUCUCACCGAGUCUGAGGAAAAGGGUUCGCUUGCUGGCGGCAGCUAUGCAGCGACGGGAAAAGCGUCGACGAGGUCCGACCUCAGCCCUGUUUUCGGAAAGGUGGACCCGACGCCGCACACCUCGUCGUUCAACAUGGGCUACCUCGUCUCACCGUACCCGUACCCUAACGGAGCCGGUGGACCCAUCCCCGUCUCUAUGGUGAGUGCAGCGACACGAUUGGCUAGUUAAGGGUAGCGGUAGGUAAGUUGCGAGCGAUCGCGGGACGCGUCACAUCGGAGUAAUCCGAUUACGGUGCCGCCAUAAGGCACGGCGACGAAAAACUUGGCCGCGGAUUGACUCGAGGAGCGGUAAGAGAGUCCAUAAAGCCAUUUAUAGUUGUCGCCUUGCGUCUGACUGGCCGUCUGCCAGGCGCGGCGAGGUCCUUGCUCGGUUUUAUGGCGCGCUUCAUGGCGAUUUUCAUUAAGCCGAGCUCGGGAUCUUGGACUGACGAAUUUGGGGCACGCUGCGCUUUUUUCGCAACGAGCCAACGGAAAUUGAACGGAACCCCGCUAGACGUAUGAUUAAUCGAGCUUGAGUACGCUUGGGUUGUAAUUAUCAUUUUUUUCAACGUUCCGCGUGUUGCCGAUUGAAUAUGGAGAACAGACGAUGGUCGGGCCUACGGCUGCAUUGCUAUUAGCGGUAAUAGUAGUAGCAGCAGACGUGCUACUAGCGCGAUAAUGAGCUAAUGAGCGGUGUCUGGCGUUCCGGCACGGUGCUGCUGUUCCAGCGCAGCCACGAGCAAGGACGUGUGAGCUACCACGUGGCUGAUGUAUUGUUGCUCGUGCAAGGUGCUCAUAGUCACUUGCGUUGUCGGUAUCUCAUCAAUGAUCGCGAUGCCCAUAGGAAAUCGCCGAUUUUAAGAAUCUCAAAAGUCGAAAGUGGUUGCACUUUGUGGUCAAUCGGGAUCGAUAAAUUCGAUUAAAAAAUGGCGGACGAGAUUCGACUUGGUGAGUAACAUUAUCAAAGAGAAGAAAGAUUCACGCGCGCUGGCUAAUCGGCGAUUUGACGUGGUCGGGUAAAAAAGAUAAUGUUCUCCGGAACGAAUAUUGCGGUAGGGUAGUAGAAGCUCUCGUUUUUUCACCUCGACAGUGCAACGCGACUUGAGCACCUGCGGAAGAAUGAGGACUCAGGAGCGAGGGGGAGGUGAUCAGUUUUUCUGGCGAUGUCGAUCGACGGACCCCGGGGGAGCCAUAAAAUCUCUUUCCUCGUCCCCCUGGUCAUCGCUCGACCUGUUCUCACGCGACUCGAGCGCGAGCUUCUUGCCUCGCGGUGAUCACGAAGAGGGGAAGAAACAGCCGUCCGUCCGUCCGUCCGUUCGUUCGCGUUGCUGGCGAGAAACAGGAUUUUUCGUUCCCUCGGACGCGAACAAGCGCGUACCCCCGCCGCGCACGUUGUACAUCGCACGGGGCACGUCCGUAAAGACGAUCGAGCGAAACCCGCCACGUGAUAACGACGAGCAGCCGCUCGCCUUGCUCCUUUUGCGGUGCGUCUCGCCGUAAAUUUCUCCGACGCCCGCAGCCGAGGCAUUUAAUCGCGAACGUUAACGCCGAUCGGAGUUGACGGUGAGUUUUAAAUACCACGAGCGACGCAGGACCGCAUCAAGAUAAAGUCGGUAACGUUGCGGAAAACUGAUAAUUAUGGUUUGCAAAAUUGUAUCUCUCCAAUUUCCGCUUCAGAUGUCGCGCCUUGCAUCCCGAUUUAUUCAAGAAAAACGGCAAAAAAGCGAAUCCACGUCGGACACUUUUCUCGACUAUGGACGCAUCGCUGUGCACGCGAUGCCCCGACUAGAAAUUUAUCCAGUGGUCCUGAUCAGGUUGACCUUAUUUUAUUAUCAGGACCUGAUCAGUUAUGUAACGCAGCACAAUAGUUAGGUCCUUAUCUGGAU
Molecule: messenger RNA, 2894 nt
Organism: Ooceraea biroi (clonal raider ant)
Lineage: Eukaryota; Metazoa; Arthropoda; Insecta; Hymenoptera; Formicidae
Product: protein pangolin, isoforms A/H/I/S
Biological process (GO): regulation of transcription by RNA polymerase II; canonical Wnt signaling pathway
Cellular component (GO): beta-catenin-TCF complex; chromatin
Molecular function (GO): DNA-binding transcription factor activity, RNA polymerase II-specific; RNA polymerase II cis-regulatory region sequence-specific DNA binding
Source: RefSeq, a predicted model, not a curated record